Molecule: messenger RNA, 272 nt
Organism: Drosophila subobscura
Lineage: Eukaryota; Metazoa; Arthropoda; Insecta; Diptera; Drosophilidae
Exons: 1
Coding region: 100-243 (47 amino acids)
Source: RefSeq, a predicted model, not a curated record
CGUCCCGCGCACAUUGCAAAUAUCUCGGCCCCAGGUUCGGUCGCUCUCGCUCACAGUCGCUGCUGCUCGCACACACACACAAACACACACAGACACAGCAUGUGGUCAAAGAUUGCCAUUAGUGGAGCUCUGCUCGUGAUGGGUGGCGCCCUGGCCGCCAGCGUUGUGGAUAAUUUCGCCUAUGUGGAUCGCUCCCUGGAGGUGGCCAUGCCAAAGGCCAAGCGUCAUGCGGCGCAGGAGUAACACGAACGGCGGAAUGGAACGGAACGGAA